Messenger RNA from Spea bombifrons (plains spadefoot toad), 5178 nucleotides. RefSeq names its product myocyte enhancer factor 2C (gene MEF2C). The coding region runs from base 533 to 1981 and encodes 482 amino acids. Gene Ontology annotation, biological process: cell differentiation; heart development; positive regulation of transcription by RNA polymerase II. Gene Ontology annotation, molecular function: histone deacetylase binding; DNA-binding transcription factor activity, RNA polymerase II-specific; RNA polymerase II cis-regulatory region sequence-specific DNA binding. The record is from RefSeq and is a predicted model, not a curated record. Lineage: Eukaryota; Metazoa; Chordata; Amphibia; Anura; Pelobatidae. The transcript has 11 exons.
CGACACCUCGCCAGGCACUCAGUUUUAAAUCCGCUGCCUUUUUUUUUCCUCCCCUCAAUGUUACAAAGCCUGAGAGCUUCUCCUUUUUCCCAUUCGUCUCCUGUCACUUCCUUCCUGGAGGCUUUCAGGACGAGUCCGGUUACUUUCCAUCCUGCCAGCAGAGAAGCCACUUUCCAGCCUGUGCCUGGACACACAGAUCCUCUGCUACUAGUGGAUUGAGUUUGUGCUCCAGCCCCGCUGCUGCUACUGCUGCUCCUGCUCACUGAAUCUAGUGGGGACCUACAGUACUCAAGGGUGACAACAAGAUCCCUCUGCUUUUUUACCCCCCCCCCUUCUUAUUGAUCCUUAUAAGAAGAGGACAUCUCAAGGACUGGUGACAGCUGCAGAUGCCUCAUGCACGAAUGACGGGAUCUGUGAAUUGAAAAGUGCAAAAAAAAGAAAGUGAAAGAAUUGUUGAAAGAAGGAAGAGAGAAGGGAAGAGGAAGGGAAAUACAUAGCUUCAAGGACGAGGGAAGAAAGGAAAACGGGGACUAUGGGGAGAAAAAAGAUUCAGAUCACGAGGAUAAUGGAUGAACGCAACAGACAGGUGACAUUUACGAAGAGAAAGUUUGGGUUAAUGAAGAAGGCUUACGAAUUGAGUGUUUUAUGCGACUGUGAAAUUGCUCUAAUCAUCUUCAACAGCACUAACAAACUGUUCCAGUACGCUAGCACCGAUAUGGAUAAGGUUUUGCUCAAAUACACAGAAUACAAUGAGCCGCAUGAAAGUCGAACUAAUUCAGACAUUGUAGAGACGUUAAGAAAGAAAGGACUUAAUGGUUGUGACAGUCCAGAUCCCGAUGCAGACGAUUCAGCAUUGAACAAGAAAGAAAACAAAGCUUGUGAAAGCCCCGAUCCAGAUUCCUCUUAUGCUCUCACCCCACGCACUGAAGAAAAAUAUAAAAAAAUUAAUGAAGAGUUUGAUAAUAUGAUCAAGAGCCAUAAAAUACCUGCCGUUCCACCUCCCAAUUUCGAGAUGCCAGUUUCUAUCCCAGUGAGCAAUCCCAACAGUCUGGCGUACAGCAAUCCAGUUGGUUCUCUGGGGAAUCACAACCUUUUGCCCCUGACCCACCCAUCAUUGCAAAGAAACAGCAUGUCUCCUGGUGUGACACAUCGACCACCAAGUGCAGGUAACACAGGUGGUCUGAUGGGUGGAGAACUCACUACCGGUGCAGGCACCAGUGCAGGUAAUGGAUAUGGCAACCACCGUAAUUCACCAGGUCUGCUGGUCUCACCUGGUAACCUAAAUAAAAAUAUGCAAGCAAAGUCACCGCCACCAAUGAACCUGGGGAUGAAUAACCGCAAACCUGAUCUCCGAGUUCUGAUUCCACCCGGCAGCAAGAAUACUAUGCCCUCCGUGAAUCAGAGGAUAAAUAACUCUCAGUCUGCGCAAUCACUUGCUACACCAGUGGUUCCCUUAGCAACCCCUACUUUGCCAGGGCAAGGAAUGGGGGGAUAUCCAUCGGCCAUUUCAUCAACAUAUGGCACUGAAUACUCUUUAAGUAGUGCAGAUCUUUCAUCGCUCUCUGGAUUUAACAGCAGUGCCCUUCACCUUGGCUCAGUUACCGGCUGGCAACAACAUCAUCUGCAUAACAUGCCGCCAUCAGCCCUCAGCCAUUUGGGAGCUUGCACUAGCACUCACUUAUCUCAGAGUACAAAUCUCUCCCUGCCUUCUACUCAAAGCCUCCACAUCAAGUCAGAACCUGUUUCUCCUCCUAGAGACCGUACCAACACUCCCUCGGGAUACCCACACCACACGCGCCACGAAGCGGGGAGGUCUCCUGUUGACAGUCUGAGCAGCUGCAGCAGUUCGUAUGACGGAAGCGACCGAGAAGAUCACCGGAACGAUUUCCACUCCCCCAUUGGACUCACCAGACCUUCGCCGGACGAAAGAGAAAGUCCCUCAGUCAAGCGCAUGCGGCUCUCUGAAGGAUGGGCGACAUGAUAGAAUUAUUAUAUAUUAGAUUUUUUUUUUGCAGUGUGUGUGUGUGCUAUACCUUAACGGGAAUUGUAGGGAGGGAGGGUCGAUAUACAUUAUAUGUGCCGUGUGUGUGUGGGGGAAAAAGUCAGGUACUCUGUUUUGUAAAAGUACUUUUAAAUCGCCUCCGUGAUCCAGGAUAGGGGUAAGGAAAAAAAAACGAUAACAAGCUUAGCACUUAAGCUGUACAACAGAAAACUUGUACAAAAAUAGGUUUUUGAAGCUAACUUCUUUUUCACUGUUGUGCUCCCUUUGCAAAAUGUAUGUUACAAUAGAUAGUGUUAUGUUGCAGGUUCAACGUUAUUUACAUGUAAAUAGACAAAAAAAGGAGACGUUUGCCAGAGGUGGCAGAUCUUUACCGAGAGAGGAAGCAGCUGUUAUGCAACAUAUGGUGAUGUGUAUAGAAGUUUUGACAGUCCCGGCAUUGGGCGGCUAUUGAUACCGGUAAUAUGGCUGGGCCACCCAUUGUAGGUAGACUAACCAAAAACACAAGCAUACUAAGAAAGUAUGGACCUUAUUUAAAAACCAUGAAUAUUUCAUAACGGACCAUACGGAAUGCUGUGUUUUGAGAGCUUACAUAUGUUAUUGUUAGGUUCCGGGUAUACACCGAUUAAUAUAUAGUAAUAUAAAUUAUGUACAUUACAUUUUGCUUAUUUUCAUAUAAAAAAAAAAGUUAAAGUUUGCAAAGCAUUUGUGGCUUUUUGUAGGUAACUUAAGCCAAAAUGUAUUUGUUUUUUUUUUUUUUUGUUCCUUGAUAGCUUCGCUAAUAUUUUACAAGUCCUCAAGAAAAAAAAAACAAAGAUUAAGGGUUUUUUUUGUAAAAAAUAAAAAUAAAAAAAUUACCACCCCAUGCCAUGAAGAUCUCUACGCUUUUGCUAAUCAAGAUAACUGUUUUUUUUUUUUCUCUUUGUAGAAGUUUCUUUUUUUUUUUUUGAAAUGUGUAUUUCUAAUGAUAUUAAAUAAUAUUAAGAAUCUUUAAAAAAAAAAAAAUCUGUGAAAUUAACAUGCUUGUGUAUAGCAUUCUAAUAUAUAUAAUAAACAUGGAACUAGCAUUUUUUUUUUUCUUAUCUUAAGAGCCGGGAGGGAACAAUGAUUAUUUGUGCGCAUGCACACGUAAUGUAUAUGUAUUUGUUAACUUGGCAUGCUUUUUGCAGAUCCAAACUCAGCUGCAUCACAAGAAUAAAAUGCAAGGUUGAACGUUGCUGGAAAUAUUUUAAGUAAACCUAUGUUUGCAUUCAGUUGGGGGAACUAAUCUCUACCGUGCAUAAUAAUUAUAUUUAUUCUCCUCUAUUUUAUACAAAAUACGAGUAAGAAUUUAUUAUGCCUCGGCUCGGAUAUUCAGUUUCCGAAUCACUUUUCUCAAUGUAGCAAUGAACCUGCGCCCCUGUCCUCUUGUUAAAAAGAAUCUUUACAUUUUGAUGUGUCCUGAAUAUGCAAAUAUAACCAAGUGAGUUUACGAGUAAUGUUAGCGGUAACGGGUUUUUUCUAGGGAAUUAUAAAAAAAAAAUAGCCAUACUUAACGUAUACCUAGCAUUGUGUUUCAGAAACACAAGAAAAGCAUUCUGUAGUAAAGGCAGUUUGUCAUUUUAAUGGCAUUGCAAAGUCAUAUAACCAGCAGAAAUAAGUAUGUAAGUGCAGUUUUAGAAGAACUUUAGGGCAGAAUGUAGGAUUUUACCAAAAUGGGACAAAAUCGGAUAGAAACAGAUGAAAUCGUGUCCUUGGGUUUCCAGCGAAGGUGGUGUAAAGGGAGAAUGAUCCCCUUGAAUUAGUUAAAAAAAAUAGCACAACUUUGUGAUGGGUCACUUUCUGUAAAGUAUAACUUUUUACAUUUCUGAGAAGUACUUUGCCAAUUAUUUUUUUGGCAAUGUUAAUUUUGGUGUUUAUUGCAGUCCCUUUGUAUUGAGUGAUACCGGGGCAGAGCCCCAAAGGAAUUCAUUCUUACCUUAAAUUGACCUUUUAUUAAAUUAAAAAUAACGCCAUGUUCAUUUCAAAGCAUUAUUAACCCGGGUGGCUUUUUUUUUUUUACUUUCCUUUUUAAAUCUUAUGAUUAUACACGUAGAAACCUGAAGAAAUUUUUUUUUUUAAAGGAAACAUUGCAGAUCGCAUAGAUUUAUAUGAAAAUGUGCAGUUCGGCGAUAACAAAAGGAUUACUAUAAUUUCCGUAUGAUUUUACAAUAAGCUGCAAUAAGGAAAAUAAACCCAUAAUCUUAAAAAAAAAAAAAAUGUCAGUUCUAAUAAUUGCAUGUGCGUCUUAUCUUGAAUUUUAUUCCCCUCCUCUAUCGUAGAUAUAACAAUAUAGUGUUUUGUUCUUACCAUUGUGUUUUUCCCCCAAGGAUCCUAAAUUAUAUGUAUUCUUUCCUUUUUUAACAAGCCACUUGAAACUGAAUAAAGGCGGUUGCCUAACCACAGAGUACUUAAUUUGUUCUCGUUUGUGCCAUCUGCUGUGAUGCAAUCACCUUCACAGUGUUUUUCUGUUUAUUAUUUUUUUUUAUUUUUUUCACCCACUCCGGAUUUCAUGAAAGACUGUUGGAAUACUUGUUAUCUGUUAUAGUAUUUUCACACUGGUUGUGCAGUAAAGCUUUUGUUAAAUUAUUAUACCCAAAGACAUGGAACGCUCCAAGUUUUCAAAAGAAUGUUGCGUUUGUAUUAAAUGUUCUAUGCCGGCAAACAAUCCUCUGCUUUAUAGAUCGAGUGUGCGAUUUUGUUGGCUAUCCAUAUCUCUUAUAUGUAAAAACGAUUAGUGCAGGGAAAUCUGAUAUUUUUAAAACUUUGGAUUGCUGCCAGUUGGUUUUAUGUGUAUAUAUAUUUUUGGAAAGUUUAUUUCAAUUUAAAAGUAGUAUUUAAAAUCCAAAUUUGGUUAAGAAGGCAGAUUACGCAUAUAUAUAUAUAUAUAUAUAUAUAUAUAUAUAUAUAUAUAUAUAUAUAUAUAUAUAUAUACAUCCAGGCAAACAGAGGCUUACAGCGGCAUAAGCUGGACUUUGUCGCCCCUAGAUGACAAGAUGUAUUAUAACUAAGUUAAAAACAUCUGUGUAUCUCAAGGGACUUAAUUCAGCUGUCUGUAGUGCACAAAUAAGGAAAAAAUAUGAAGACGUUCUGCUGCUGGAAUCAAGGUAUCAUUUGUAUUUUGCGGAAAAAUAAGUAAAAUGACUGUCUUUCAUAGUGAA